AUGAUUCAAACGUUAUCUCUAAGCUCUUUUCCGUUUUCUAUCACAAGUUUCUUUCAGUCGCUUGUCUUUUACUGUUUUUUUUAUUUCCCUGUUAGCACUAAACUUUCCUUCCGUUUUCUUUCAAACGUUUCUUUCAGCCGCUUUUCUUUUUCUGUUUUUUUUAUUCCCAUUAUCUAUAAACUUUCUUUCCGUUUUCUUUCAACGCUUAUCUCUAAAUUUUCUUUCCGUUUUCUUUCACGCAUUUCUUUCAGCUGCUUUUCUUUUUCUCUUUUUUUAUUCCCAGUAAUCUCUAAACUCUCAUUCCGUUUUCUAUCACGCGUUUCUUUCAGCCGCUUGUCUUUUACAGUUUUUUUUAUUUCCCACUUAUCACUAAACUUUCCUUCCGUAUUCUUUCAAAUGUUUCUUUCAGCCACUUUACUUUUUCUGUUUUUUUACUUCCCAGUUAUCACUAAAUUUUCCUUCCGUUUUCUUUCCAGCGUUUCUUUCAGUCGCUUUUCUUCUUCUGUUUUUUUUACUUCUCAGUUAUCUCUAAACUUUCUUUCCUUGUUAAUCCCAUUCUCUCUCUCUCUCUCUCUCUCUCUCUCUCUCUCUCUCUCUCUCUCUCUCUCUCUCUUAGACCUGACUUUCUCUUUCUCUCUCUCUCUCUCUCUCUCUCUCUCUCUCUCUCUUCGCUUUACCUUCUCAGCCCCUUCAUUUAUUCCAUUCCUCCAUUUUGAAUACAUAUCCCCUUUUCUUUCUUUCUUUUUUUUGAUAAUUUCUUUUGUGCCUGAUAAUUUCCUCCUCCUGCUUCUAACACCCCCCUUUUUUUCUUCCUGGGGCUUCUUCUACUCCUUUGCCUCUUACUGCCUCUUUACAUACUCCUCCUCCUCCUCCUGCUACUUCUUGCUCGUUUUUCAACUGCUCCUCCUCCUCUUACUGCUGCUUCAUUUUCUACACCUUUUCUUUCUCCUGCUUCUACUUCUGCCCCUUCUUUUCAUACUCCUUUUUUUUUCUGCAGUUACUGCUUCUCUUCUGUUUCACCUUCUCUUCCUGUUGUUUUUUUCUCUCCUCCUACCCUUGCUCUGUCUCUCCUGCUACUUUUCCUCUGGUUACUCUCUCCCUGUUGCUGCUGCUUCUGUUUUUUUUUUUUCUCCUGCAGUUUCUUCUUCCCCUCUUGCUGCUAGUUCUCCUUUUCCUUCUCCUUCGCAUUCUACUACUUCUUCUUCACCUGCUGGUUUUCCUCCAACAGUUUCAUUUCAUCUUAUUCUUACCAACCACUAUAAUCACCUUGUAAGCACACUUACCGUUGAGCAGUGCUUAACACACUAG
This is a messenger RNA of Acanthosepion pharaonis, 1308 nucleotides long. NCBI's taxonomy places the organism in Eukaryota, Metazoa, Mollusca, Cephalopoda, Sepiida, Sepiidae. The record is from the annotation of a GenBank genome assembly.